Molecule: messenger RNA, 3704 nt
Organism: Wallemia mellicola CBS 633.66
Lineage: Eukaryota; Fungi; Basidiomycota; Wallemiomycetes; Wallemiales; Wallemiaceae
Exons: 13
Coding region: 21-1886 (621 amino acids)
Biological process (GO): protein K11-linked ubiquitination; positive regulation of mitotic metaphase/anaphase transition; anaphase-promoting complex-dependent catabolic process
Cellular component (GO): anaphase-promoting complex
Source: RefSeq, a predicted model, not a curated record
GACUCUGAAUUUCAAAUGCCAUGGAACUAAUAAAAUUGAUUUUGAUUUAUUUGAUAAAAAAGAACGAUAAAAAUAAUUUAAAUUUGCUUAAUUUCAUAACAAAAUUGAUUCUACAGAAUGACAAAGUCGACCUAAGCUGGAGAGAGUACUUGGCUCAACUUGGCGACCUCGAUGUUGAUAUCUACUACGAGUUCCUUGACUUUCCUAACAAACUAACGAGUAUAAGCGAAUUUGAUGACUUCUACGCUUCUCUAGAAUUACUAAUCCAACCAAGUCAAGAUGGCUUCUACGAUUCGCAGCAAAUCGAUCCAUUUAGUUUGUUUGGUUUAUUCGUCAGACAAUCGUUAAUGUUGAAGAACAAUCUCUCAUUCAAAGGUAAUCUAGAACUAUUUGAGGCCUUUCUAGAUUACGUCAAUAAUAAGAGUCCAUCUAUACCAAAACUAUCAAGUAAUAGCAACAACAAUGACGACGAUCACGAUGAGAUCUUGCAAAAUAAAGUUAAGACAUUCGACAACUUCCUCACCUCUAAUAAUCUCGGUGAUAUACAUAAAGGAAAUGAAAACUUGCGGAAAUUUUUCGACUACAGAUCAACCAAUUUCAAUGACGUGGUUGGCAUAGGAUCACACCAGCAUGCUUUAUUAUCGCUGGCAAGCUUCUAUUACUCAAACAACCUCAUUGAAGAAUCUAGCAGAUUACUCAAUGAAGCGAUCAUCAUUUCUAGAAUAUCGAAGGAUUUAGAGACACUUGAAAAGUCGAUAAAAUUAAGACGUUUACUCGGAAACCAAAAAACUUGUGUCGACAUCUACAAGUCCUCAACAGAGGAUCUCACCAUAAUGGAUGAAUUGAACGACAUAAAGUUGUCUCUUAAUCAAGUGAGUGUGAUCGUCCUCUUGAUGGCUGCUCUUUCUGACUAUUUUAAGGGAGAUAAAUUAUCAGACUUAUUUAUACGCUCAACAAGAGCUCUUAUACGCUUAGAGGAGAACACCGUCCAGGAUAAAGUAGAUGCAUCUCUCCAAACAUGGUCAACUAUAAAUGCAAUUUUGUGGGAUAUGGCUGGCGUCAAAUCAAUUAGAGAUAUCUACCAAGAUCUGUCACUAAAAGGUGAAACCUGGCAUACGUCAGCUCAGUUAACUUGUCGUAUAAAUAUUGCCCAUCAGUAUUCCCAAAAUGGAGAAUACGCGUCGGCUCUAGAUUGUCUCUUUAACCAGAAACUCUUAAGUGAGAUUAACUUGAGUGAUUACACAAUAUGGGCUAAUGCGAUCUGGUCUGUACUCAAGCAACGUUCAGAUAGAUUGGACAGACAAUGGACUGGUCCUGAUGUCGAAUCUUCAAAUGAUCAAGAGAUGGUCAAUAAGAUAGAGUCGCUCAUAGGCAAUUCAGUAGAAAACGAUGGCAACAGAGAUCUUGCACUUGAGCAACUUCUAUUGUCAUACAAAAUGGCUGACGACCGUCAAUAUUUGAAGUUGAAACUCAAAGCCCAAUUAGAGCUAGCUGGAUUUGAAACACGAUACAAUUAUGGCGUAAAUAUGUCAUCAAAUGAGGAUGAUUUACUAGCCAGAGCUCUGAAUUCUUCAGAUAAGCAAAUUGAAGCUCGAGCUUGUGUGAUAUAUGCUGAGAAAGCAAUAAAUGACGGUUCACUCAAACUUGCAAAAGACUUACUCUUACGCGCACAAGGAGUUUAUGAAAAGUUGGAAGAUAUCACAUCUCAAUCGGACUGUAUAUACUCUCUUAUAGGUGUACUAGAGAAUCUCUCUGAGGAUGUCAACAAUUGGGUGGAACGCCUACUUGAUUUAGAGAACAUGGAUAUCAAACAAAACGACCUAAUUGAAAAGAAAGUACGCUCAUUGGUUCAACAUUGGGGUAUAAUUAUAUCAUUAAGAGCAUAAAUAUGCAUGUAUUAUUAUUAAAUAAGUUAUUUCAUUUCAUUUCUUUUAUUGCAAGUUCAACACGCUUUUGAGUUUUUUCAUCCAAGUUGAACGAUUUCACGUAAUCUUUGAAUGCAAACAAUAAAAUAGAUAACGCAUUUUGGAUUUCUUGAACGCGUGUUGAAUAUUCCUUCAAAUGGUUUGAAUUUUUGGUUAAUUUUUCUAAAUCAAUUUGUAAUUCUUCGUAUGUUAAUAAAGUUGAUGUAACCUCAUGAAUUACUUGCGGUAUAUUGUGUUGAAUAAGACCAAAUUCAUCCUCUUGUAUAGAUGCAGCACCGAGAUAAGCCAAACCGAGUGAACAAAGUGAAACUAAUUUAAUAUCUGGUGCUAAUAAUCUAAUUUUAGCAUUAACGUUAGAUUCCUCAUUACCAUAGAUCGAAUUUUUGAGUGUUUUGACUAUCUCCGGUGAUAGUAUUUUAUCAAAUCCAAUACCUUGAUCAGCUGGAACGUUUUCAGUUUGCUUUGAAAACAUAGAUGCUUUCUUGUCGACUUGUACAUCCGCUAUGAAGUUGUCUACCGUUGAUUUAGGAUUACGUUUGAAUAUUUCUUGAUUAUCUACAACUCGCAAUUUACUGCUGCUUGUAGUAGCGUCAGGUGUACUAUUAACAACUGUUGGGGUUUUAUUGGUUGGAACACCCUUCGUUAACACCUUCGUACGUCCUUCAACGAGCUCUUGUACAGCAACAGAAAGGAUUUUAUCCCAUGAUGAUGGCUUCCUGUGUAUAUCCUUGUAUACUUCUUGACGGCGUUCUUGACUACUCGAGAACACCUUCACGAAUUCUAAAUACGCAAAAUAUUUGUAGUAGAAGUCGGUAGAUUGCAUUCCACUUAUGAGACAAUCUGUUGGAUUUGGGGCUAUCUUUGAGAUAAUAAUUGGAUGAACACUGUAGAUAUCGAACAAUGUGUUUGUAACUUCCCAAGACGACACUAAACCUAAUGCGAAUACUGUAGUGCGUAAGACUAAUCCGAAGGUGACAUUAUUUUGACGUAAAAGUGUGAAUAAGUGUGGUCUAAAUGUAGCCAAAGAAAGGCUUGCUACUGUCCUAUAAAUUGAUUUCUUGGUGAGGAGAUAGCUCGAAAGCACGGUGAGAACAACAAUGAGGGCGAAUUUCAUAGCCAUAGGAACAUUCCUUUUGAGAUGCGAUUGUGCUCUUGAUGAAAUAGACGAUGAAAGAUUAGAUGGGAAUCUAGUGACAAAGCGAUCAUUCCAAAGUUGACGGAGAGCGUAUACAGCGCCUAGUAAAGCUGCAUUUAAGAAGAGGAAUAUAAAACGCUCAUUGAAUUGCCAUCCACGACGUAUGUGGGAUGUGAAGGGUGUGAACCCAGCUUCGUCCUCGUAUGCACUCAGGCAAGAGAUAUAGACAGCGCCAUAUGCAAUUGCAGAGAAUGCAUAGGUUACUGCAAGAUUGUAUGUCUUCUGAUCGAGGAGGAGUGCUUUAAGGUGUUUAGAAGGGCCAACUGGAGCAGGUUGAGACUUUGUUAGAAGGGCCAAUUUACGGGUUAUAAUGACCGGAAUAUCUGCUAGUAUGAAAGCUAAUAGAGCAAAUAAUAUUCUCUGUAAUCCAAAUGGUGAUAAAAUAAUGCUGAAGCCGUCUCUAACGUUUGAAGUAGAUAAUGCAAAAAUAGCUAUCUUAGAUACCAAUGAGAGCACUAAUACACGGCUCAUACGCUUCCGCAAAACGAGCUUGCAGAGUGUGGCAUAUGUCGUAUUAGAUACACCACUAUCUGGUUUCCGUAUCGUCAAUUUCGAAGCUGGCCUGGCCUGCAUUUCAAUCUUGG